UUUUGCCAUAUUAAAGAAAUACUCAUACUUCAAAUGGCUUGUAAACAAAGAAUUAAUUGACAGAAUGACUUGUAACUUUGCAUGUGUUCUCACAGAUGUACCAACUUGACAAAAAAAAUUGGAGCCAGUAGUGCCAUCUUUUGGUGAGAGCAGAAACUUUUUCACCAACCUGUAUAUAUUACCUUAAUAAAUCAUAAAACUUAUAAAUAGCCACAAUAAUAUCAUCCGAUUGCUUUUUUUUUUGUAGUUAAUUGUUUUCACAUCCGAUUUUACCGCUUAACAAUAAAAACCAAAUGUUAUUCUUAGCCAACAAAGUAAAUAUGAAAUCUAUAUAAAAGCUUUCCCGCUUUGGAUUCCGUUCUUCUCAUUAAAUAUUUCCUGCUGAAUCGUGGUGUUUUUAUAUUAGCUUCUCAGUGCCAGAAUGAGUGCUUUAAUUGGAAUAGAAACGCUGAUUAUAACGGCAAUUAUUCUCCUACUUUAUGCUAGUUGGCGCUUGCAGCAAAAGCAAAAAUACUAUCGCAAUGUAACUUCAAAGUUGCCUACCAUUGGUGGUAUUCCUUUUAUUGGGCAAGCCUAUCAUGUGAUUGAUAUGGGGAAAUUGCUCCAUAAAGUUAGUGCUGGGUUUGAUACUAUGAAGACAUUAACGGGUUGCGUAUGGUUGGCAACAACGCCGUAUAUCCUUACCGUCGAUGCUGAGGUUAUCAAACAUGUGACAACUUCACCAGAGUUGCUCAACAAAGCCAGAGACCUGUAUACACACUUUGACGACGGUGCAAUAAGUGGUAUCAUCGUGAGUCCAGCAAAGAAAUGGAAAACCAAUCGCAAGGCUAUAAGCCCUUUUCUUGCACAUAAUAAUAUUACUGGUUUGUUUCCUUACUUCAAUGAGAAUGCAAAAAAUUUGAAGAAUAAACUAACAAGAUUGGCUGGACAAGGUGAACAGGAUAUUUUUACAAGUAUCAAAGAAUGUGGUUUACAACUGAGUCUUUUAACCAUUAUGGGUAUAAAGGUAGAAGAAGGCAGUGAGAAGCACAAGGUAAUUCUGCAGGCAUUUAAUGGUUUUCUUGAUCAUAUGGCCAAAACCAUCGCACUUAAUUCGCUUGGCCUAGGCUUUCUUUCCCGUACUCCACAUUAUAAAAGAACUCUUAAAUACUUACGAGAGUUAGUACGAUCUCUUAUAAAAGAAAAUCUGACACAAAAUGUUGAGUCAGAGGCCAUAAACAAUUUUGAAGAGAAUAAACACUCGCUGAUUAAUUUAGCGCUAAAAGCUCUGCGCAAAGAAGUAUUUACUGAAACUGAUGUGGAAAUUGAGUCUUUCACAAUGAUUGCUGCGUCUUACGAGACCUCUGUUGGCGCAGCUUAUACUUGCCUGGUGAUGUUGGCAAUGCAUCCCGAAAUACAAGAGCGUGUUUUCCAAGAGAUACGCUCCGUGUUUCCGGACGAAAUUACAUCCGUAGAAUAUGACGAUUUGAAGAAACUUCCAUAUUUGGAUAUGUUUAUAUCGGAAGCAUUGCGUUUAGUGCCACCAAUAACCUAUAUCGGACGGCAAACUGUAAAUGACACACACGAACUUUGCCCAGGUGUAAUACUGCCUAAAAACACGCAAAUUAUUAUACCAAUUUAUGAAUUGCAUAGGCGCAAAGAAAUUUGGGGUCCGGACGCAAAUCGUUUCAAUCCGGAGAAUUUUUCGCCCGAGAACAUUGAAAAGCGUCAUCCUUAUUCUUACAUGCUGUUCUCGAAGGGUCCACGCAACUGUAUUGGCUUUCGUUAUGCUGAAAUUACGUUACGUAUCAUAUUGAUCCAUGCGGUACGAAAUCUAAAAUUUUCCACAACUUCUAAAUAUGAAGAUAUCGUUUUUAUACCAAAAGUUACAAUGACUUAUAAAAACGAACCACAAGUAAGCAUAGAGGCCAGAGCAAACUAAUUGAGAAAGAUUUUUAUUAUCAGUUAUAAAUGUAUAUAUAUGUAUUUUCUCUUGAAGAUGUAGCUAUUCACUUAAUACUGAUAUUAUAUACAGCUGUACAGUAAGCAAAUAAAUGUUAAAUUGAAUAUAUUGUA
Molecule: messenger RNA, 2055 nt
Organism: Bactrocera oleae (olive fruit fly)
Lineage: Eukaryota; Metazoa; Arthropoda; Insecta; Diptera; Tephritidae
Product: probable cytochrome P450 313a4
Molecular function (GO): monooxygenase activity; iron ion binding; oxidoreductase activity, acting on paired donors, with incorporation or reduction of molecular oxygen
Source: RefSeq, a predicted model, not a curated record